Beta vulgaris subsp. vulgaris (sugar beet) is the source of this 2449-nucleotide messenger RNA. RefSeq lists its product as hypothetical. Bases 101 to 2107 code for a protein of 668 amino acids. NCBI's taxonomy places the organism in Eukaryota, Viridiplantae, Streptophyta, Magnoliopsida, Caryophyllales, Amaranthaceae. The transcript has a single exon. The record is from RefSeq and is a predicted model, not a curated record.
UGUAGUACUAAAUUAAUACUGAAACAACAAACAAACAGCAGCACUAGAUAUCACAAUAUCAGUACUAACUAAAGUUUCCCAACCCUUUAUCACAUUUGAUAUGGCUUCCUCACACACAGACUCAGAUUCAGACUCACUGGGUGUUAGCGGCAGUAUCGUCUUCUCUACGGUGGGGCGCACCGAAUACGGCUUUGACAUAUUCUGUGUGUCCCUCCAAGACACUGCCACCGAGCACUGCCUUACUGAUGGCAUAUCCAUCAACUUCAACGGCCAAUUCGUUGAUGACAACAACACCCUCGUCUUCAUCUCUGAACGAAAUGGGUUUCCUCAGGUUUACUUGACCCGACCCAACUCCUCUGACUCACCAGAGAAGCUUCCCUCUGCUCCCAGAAGUCUCUUCCACGACCGCCCCAUCCUCUUUGGCAACUGUCUCUACUUUGUCUCAGCUCAUGAACCCACUGAUUCUCUCUACAAGAGUUGCUCUGCUGUUUACUCUAUUCAAUCUAAUAUUCUAACUCGUUUGACACCACCUGGUACCGCCGAUUUUAGCCCCGCCCUUUCUCCCUCUGGAAACUUCAUUGCUGUUGCUUCAUAUGGAUCCAACUCUUGGGGUGGUGAAUUCCAUGAGCUUCACACUGAAAUUGUAGUUUUUCCUGUAUCUGACCCCUCUAAACGCACUGUUUUAGCUCAACGUGGUGGGUGGCCUACUUGGUCUGAUGACUCCACUAUCUACUUCCACCAUCAAUCCGAAGAUGGUUGGUGGAGCAUUUAUCGAGUUCAUUUCCCUGCCACUCACUCACCUCAUCGUGUCACUCCGCCGGGUGUCCACGCAUUUACUCCCGCCGCUCUACACGGAAACGCUGCCAAGAAAAUUGCUGUUGCAACUCGCAGGAAGGGUAGAUUUUACCGCCACAUCGAGCUUUUCGAUACUGAAACAGCUAAAUUCGAACCAGUUACCGAGUUGUUAAACCCAGAAUUCCACCACUACAACCCCUUUGUCUCCCCUAACUCCAAGUUCCUCGGGUACCACAGAUUCCGAGGAACUGAACAGAAGAAGGGAGACCAAUUCAUCCCAAACUUAGAACCUAUUCUCUCUCCCAUCAACUCACUAAACAUGCUCAGAAUCAAUGGCUCAUUUCCUUCAUUUUCCCCAGAUGGCAACCUCAUUGCAUACAAUAAUCAAGAUAUCAACAAUAUCGCCAACGGAGGGAUCAAGAUCAUGAAAUCAGACGGCUCCAAAAGGUGGACACUCAUCAAAGGCCAAGUAGCUUUCUACAACUCUUGGGCUCCAUCUCUAGUAGAUAAGAACAACCACGUCCACAUUAUCUUCACUUCAUUGGGUAACAUCUUUCAACCUGCUAAAACAACAGUCCAGAUAGCUCGCAUCACCUUCAAUGCCUCUAGCUUACAUCCUAACCAUACAGACGUCGACAACGUUAAGAUCAAGAUAAUGACCAAACAAGAUACAGGUAAUAAUGCUUUUCCUGCUUGUUCACCUGACGGGAAAUUGGUGGUUUUCCGGUCAGGUAGAUCAGGUCAUAAAAAUCUUUACAUAAUGGACGCGGUUGAAGGAGAAGACAGUAAUAAUAUCCGACAGUUAACUAAUGGUCCAUGGAUUGACACUAUGCCUAGUUGGUCACCUGAUGGAAAACUGAUAGCAUUCUCUUCAAACAGGCAUGAUCCUAGUAACACGGUUACAUUUGGAAUAUACUUAGUUGCUGCAGAUGGAUCAGACUUGAAAAGAGUACAUGUGAGUGAUGUAGCUAUGGAGAGGAUUAACCAUGUAUGUUUUAGCCCCAAUGGAGAAUGGUUAUUGUUCACAGCAAAUAUGGGUGGUGUAACUGCGGAGCCAGUUAGUUUUCCGAACCAAUUUCAGCCAUAUGGUGAUCUGUUUAUUGCGAAGUUGGAUGGUACUGGAUUGAGGAGGCUAACAUGGAGUGGCUACGAGAAUGGGACACCUGCUUGGCACUCUCGACAACUGCUGGACAUUCCUCUAGGAAACCUGUCUUUAGAGGGGAUUGAGAAGGCUGAUGCUCAUCAUCAAGUGGAUGCUGAUAAGUUGAAAGGCAAGUUUGAUGAGCCAUUAUGGAUUACUUGUGAUUUUUGAAGGCUAAAACCAAAUAAAUGACUCACUUCCACUAGUCCAUUCAGUGCUUGCUACAACGCCAAAUAAUAAUUUACAUGUUUGCUUACAUGGGGCGGGUGCUGGUGGGUGGUGGCGGAGGUGGCUGGUAAGAGGUGGUGGCAGGUGGUGGCAGGAGGUGGUGGUUUGGGGAAAGAAAAGAAAAAAAAGGGGAAGGUAAAGCUGGAAAUGUUUGGUGGGAUGGAUAUGAUUUUAAGUAAUUUUGGGGCGAAGUUUAGCAGUUUAGAAUAUGUACCAUGUUGCAAGUCUUUUGUUGUUUUCUACCCUCUAAGUUUGAGAUUAUGGAAGCAUUUGAUCAAUCGUUAA